CAUUCCCGGCCACCCGCCGACCGCCCAGCACAUACACAGCACACGCCCUCGCUCACACUCACACCCGUGCCGGCCAUACCACACCCAACCAACCUGUCUGCCUAUUCCUCGAAUCACGUGAUCCCUCCCCAACGACGAGAGGUCGUGAAAAAAUAUUCCUCGCGAGCGCCUUCGUCCCAAGAUCCGCCUAUCUCCCCGCCGUCGCGCCCUCAACGUGGUUGGCGUAGUCUGCAUAGACUUCAGCCGCCAUCCUCGACCAUUUCGACCGUGGCGCCCAUCCAUCUCCUACAACGACGCGACGGUCCCCUCGACCACGGCCGAGGCGGAUCCUGGGGCAUGAAUAAUAACCCGACUGAAUACACCCCUCUCGAAGCCUUUGCCCUAUUCCAAGAGCUCAGCAGGACUUUCCAGAAUGGUCUGGCCCACAACACCUUCCAUCAUAUCUCGGAGCAACUGAAGAGCACGCCCUUGAUAUACGAGCAGGAUCAAUAUGACGCCGGCCGGUUGAGCCCCGAAUCCCUCCAGAGCUUCGCCCUGAGGUUGCUGCGGGAGGAACGGAAACGCGAAGCCGACGCUGCCGUGGAGAGGAACAGCGCCGGCCUGUCGCCGACCUCGAGGAAGAGGAAGCUUCCGAGCCCUCCUCUGCCCACGGUCAGGGAUGCCUACGACCAGAGGGAAAAGCUUCCGACCUUGGUGGAGAGGCUCUACGUGCGAUUUCGGGAGAGCCUGAUCAGAGAGAUCAGGGAAGACGAGCGACGAUUCGACCAACUUCAGCGCGAGCUAGCCGAGAUAGAGCGCGGCGAAUGGGAUGGCACGCUCGGUCUUGAACAACGCUUGGAGACGGGCAGGAAUGGGCUUCCAGUUGUCAACCACGUAGUGCCUACUCGGCCAGAGCCUUCGAGACCAGAGAUUCAACCAGCGCCGACUCCAGUUCCAACGCCGGCGCCCACAUCCGUCCCACCUCCAGUGCCGACGUCUCCAGCAGUCCCAGUUCCAUCGCCACACCCAGUUCCGUCUCCGACUAUCCACGAACACACAAGACGACUCGAGACGUCACGUCCACCUCAGCCGUUGCAGGAAAGGAAGCCCAUACACCGAGUCCCUUCACCGUUACCACCGGCCACUCGACCUCCUAGCGAAGCUCGUCAACUCACUCCUGAUGCCCGGCCCCAAGAGCCUACCCGUCCAACGGGUAGCACAACUCCGGUUCUGCAACACCCGCAGGCUAUCCAAGGAUACCAUAGCCGUCCCAGUUCUGCCACGCCACAACCACCUACUGCGGAUAGCUUACAACGGCCCGAAGGUGUGCCAAAAGGAAGAAGCCCAGCGCCGAUACAGCCAAAUCAACCUCAAACUCCCGCCCUGAAAUGGGAACCUCCAUACCAACCUAAUCAGCUUCCUCACCAACAUCCUCAUCAACCACCUCAUCAGCUUCUACAUCAGCUCCCACAUCAACCAGCUCAACCGCCCCCUCAGUCUCAUCAACACCCCCAUCAACUGUCUAAUCCGCCAACUCAUCCGCCGACUCAUCCGCCAGCUCACCCACCCGCUCACCUACCAACUCCUCAGCCACCCCAUCAACCGCCUCACCAACCGCCUCACCAACCGCCUCACCAACCACCUCAUCAGCUUCAUCAACCAUCUCACCAGUCUCCGCCGCCACAAACGCAGCAUCAACCGCCUCAUCAAACACCUGUCCCAUCGCCCCGCCUUCCAUACAACGCGGGAGUUGCCAAACCUCCGACAUACUCCCCUCAAAAUCAGCCCGGCCAUCCUCAGUUUCCCUCUAGCUAUGUGAGUCCCAGGCAGCCCGCCGGUCACCAUACCCAGCAACCCCGACACCCGGUACAGGGAUCCGGGGCGACGGCUCCAGUGCUAUUGCCUCCUCAGAAUGGCCAGAUACCCCCUUCUCUGCCGUCACUGCCCUUAAAUGCAACACCCGACGGCGCCGGACAGCAAGUAACGCAUCGACAUUCGGUCCCUACUCUCCCAGCAAGCUCGCCAGGCCCUAAUGUGGGGCCCAGCUCCUAUCCACAGCAUCAGGCUCAGAAUACGCACGUCCAGACGCCUGUUCGUCCCCCCGUUGCCUUAUCGGCAUCUCAGCCCGCCGUCAGUCCCACAAAGCCGCCCGUGCCUCCAGCACAAUGGACGCAAGCGCCCGGCCCGGCCCGUCCUUCUUAUCCUCCACAGACUCCAGUGAAGCCUACACCCCAAGCGACACCCCAAGCCUCACCAGCGCCCCAACACGGUCAGGUACAAGGAGCACCGAGAUCUCAUAGUGCUCCAUACAACCAACAUGCUCAACCGGCAGGCCCCACCGAUCCGGCUCAUCGCCCACAUGCCCCUCCCUUGCAGACUCCGGUCGUGGUAUCGCAGGCUACACGGCUACCGCCGGUACCGCAUCCACAAACAUCAACUGCCAAUAUUUCAUCGCAUGUUAUCAGGGGAAAUGGCACCAAGUGGAUCGCAACACCGACACCUGCAACGCCUAGAGUGGACGACGUGACCGGCUAUUUCGAUAUCCAGAGCCCGGCUACCGAACCAAUGAGUCCUACCCUUCCACCAGCUCAACCACCAAAGGCCUCUCUCGACCACGUCGAGAAGAAGGAUGCACGAAAGGCCAUGCCACAGCCUAACGCUUCAGCCCCGCGACCCAGAGGACGGCCACCUCGCAUUGCACAGAAGAUUAUAACGCCUUCGGUGCAGCCGGAAGAGGUUCCGGUAGAGUCAGACCUCUCAGCGAACCACGUGAAGAAUGAAGAGGUAACUCCUCGGGCGCUCGAAGAUAUCGGCGACACGGCAGACACAACGACAGCUGAUGAAGACGUGUCAACCCUGCCCUCCAACAAACGGAAGCGUCAGGAUACGCCUCUAACCCGGGCGCCUCCAGCACCGGCAACUCAUGUUUUAUGGACUCGAUCAUUUAAUAAAAUCAGCCAGUCCGCACUCGACCAAAUCAUCAGCCACCGUCACGCCAACAUGUUCGCGCAUCCAGUGAAGCCGAGAACAGCACCGGGGUAUUUUGAAAUCGUGCUCCGGCCGCAGGACCUUAAGGGCAUCCAGAAGGCUAUCACGGCAGGAUCCAAGGCGGCGGCGGCGGCAGUAGCGACAAUGUCAGAUAUCGAAUCGAACGCUACCAACAUCUGGUUACCGAUGUCGGUGGAUCUAGUCCCGCCGAGGGGUAUAAUCAAUAUCGCGCAGCUAGAGAGGGAGCUGGUACACAUGUUCGCGAAUGCCAUCAUGUAUAACCCGGAUCCGUAUCGUGGCUUUGGACCGUCGUUCCUACGGUCGAAUCGGCAGGCCGGCCUGGGAGGCGAUGGUGAAGACUACAGGGGCUACGAGGUGGACGAAAAUGGCGUUGUCAAGGAUACGCGUAGUAUGUUUGGCGAAGUAGAGAAGCUACUAAGCGACCUCCGUAACGAGGUGGAGCGCAAUGCGCCGCCGCCAACUGGCAUACCAGCCACGUCCAGCCGUAGCAUGAGCAUAGCGGGCGUCGAGGCAAACAACACCGGAGAGGACGACGGCGACGACCAGGUAGCGGAGGCGAAGAGGCGAAGGAUCAGAGGCUAGCGUGACAUAUCACGGGCGGUGUAUCCAAUCGAAUGUCAACCGGGGGCGAAGGGAGUAUAGGGAUCAUUUGAUUGUAUAUCGUGAAGCACUAGAAAUAUACCACUUCAUAGCCUAGUCGCUUUUGGGGGGAGGGAAGAUGGAUGACCAUAGUAACAAAGACAACCCGGUUGGUCGUAAAGCAUUGCCAAAAUUUUGGACUAGCACUGAAGUUAUUUAGGUAUGGAUCGGAGGUGGCUUUGUAUAUAGACGGCAUCAUUCUCUGUAGGAUAGAUAAUACCUUAGGACUACAGCCUAUGAGUAGAUGAUGCCCCUUUUCA
Molecule: messenger RNA, 3887 nt
Organism: Durotheca rogersii
Lineage: Eukaryota; Fungi; Ascomycota; Sordariomycetes; Xylariales; Xylariaceae
Exons: 3
Coding region: 337-3570 (1077 amino acids)
Cellular component (GO): NuA4 histone acetyltransferase complex
Molecular function (GO): protein binding
Source: RefSeq, a predicted model, not a curated record